ACUCACUCCACCAUUAUUCGCACUGCAAGUUAGAGUCUGUAAAAGAGACUCAGAGCAAAACAAAGAAAGAGAAAGAGCGAAAAAGAGACCACCUUUAUUCUCGCCUUCUUCUCUACACAACUCAAGGGUUUUGUUUUGGGAAAUUUGAUUCUUGAAGAAGAAGGAUGAUAGACUUUGCGCGCGUGCAGAAGGAGCUGGUGGAAUGUGGUAAGGACGCUGAGGGAUCGGGAAUCAAGGUCACACCUAAAUCCGAUAACCUCGUUCUCCUCCUCGGAACCAUUCCCGGUCCUAUCGGAACCCCUUACGAAGGUGGCGUCUUCAAAAUCGACAUCACAUUGCCCGAUGGGUACCCGUUUGAACCACCAAAGAUGCAGUUUUCAACCAAAGUCUGGCACCCUAAUAUCAGCAGCCAGAGUGGAGCUAUUUGCUUGGACAUAUUGAAGGAUCAAUGGAGUCCCGCACUCACUCUGAAGACUGCGCUUCUUUCUGUGCAAGCUCUUCUCUCUGCGCCUCAACCGGAUGAUCCUCAAGAUGCCGUUGUGGCACAGCAGUAUCUGAAAGACUAUCAGACAUUUGUUAACACUGCCCGCUACUGGACAGAAAGUUUUGCUAAGCCCACUUCUCUUGGGAUUGAAGAUAAGGUACAGAAACUCGUAGAGAUGGGGUUUCCUGAAGCUCAAGUAAGGAACAUUUUGGAAGCUGUCGGCGGAGAUGAAAAUUUGGCUCUUGAAAGGCUGCUCUAGCCUGUCGCCUGUUGUGAAAUAUCGACCGAAUCAUUUUGAUCUUGGUGAAGUUUAGAAAGAUAUGUUCACCAUUGAAUGCUUGAACCAUUAUAGAAACAAAGGAUCAAUUGAAUAUAAACCUAUAUAAAAUUUAUAUUGAACCAAAUCAGGUAGGUUUUCUUUUUUGGAUCUGCUUAUUUUCCCUUUUUUCCCCCUUUGGAAACUUUGGUACUAGAGAUUUUCCUUGUUAUAAUAGAAUGUAUGAAACUGAAUCCCUUAUUGGAAAAGUUUAUCCUCCAUGGAUGGAAUCAUUAAUUGAGA
Molecule: messenger RNA, 1043 nt
Organism: Arachis stenosperma
Lineage: Eukaryota; Viridiplantae; Streptophyta; Magnoliopsida; Fabales; Fabaceae
Product: ubiquitin-conjugating enzyme E2 27
Exons: 6
Coding region: 165-743 (192 amino acids)
Biological process (GO): proteasome-mediated ubiquitin-dependent protein catabolic process; protein polyubiquitination
Cellular component (GO): nucleus
Molecular function (GO): ubiquitin conjugating enzyme activity; protein binding
Source: RefSeq, a predicted model, not a curated record